This is a messenger RNA of Oncorhynchus nerka (sockeye salmon), 4526 nucleotides long. RefSeq names its product activating transcription factor 6 (gene atf6). Bases 142 to 2028 code for a protein of 628 amino acids. The transcript is spliced from 16 exons. NCBI's taxonomy places the organism in Eukaryota, Metazoa, Chordata, Actinopteri, Salmoniformes, Salmonidae. The record is from RefSeq and is a predicted model, not a curated record. Gene Ontology annotation, biological process: endoplasmic reticulum unfolded protein response; regulation of transcription by RNA polymerase II. Gene Ontology annotation, cellular component: nucleus. Gene Ontology annotation, molecular function: DNA-binding transcription factor activity, RNA polymerase II-specific; RNA polymerase II cis-regulatory region sequence-specific DNA binding.
GUGUAUCUUCUUUUUUUUUAGUAGAACAGGAAGAACAUUUAUCUGAAUACGAACCAGCAACAUGUACAGCAGAUGCUAAGCUUAUGACCUAUUAGAAUAAACUAUUUCUUUAAAAUCGGUUACUAAUGUAUUCAAGGAAGAAUGUCGUCCGAUUUAAUGUUAGACUUCGAGACUCAAGAACAACAAAAUUUAAUGAUGAACAGUGAAACUGGCACCAUGUCCAUCGACCAGGAUGGCGAGUGGGACAUCAGCCUGUUUGACGAGCUGGACAACCUUGGAGAUGCAGACGAACUUUUUCAGGCCUUGGAGUGCGUGGGAUAUGCCGGCGAUGCCCCAGACCUCGGCUUUGACAUCGACCUGCCUCCCUGGAGCACUGACACAGGCAGCACCUACACAGAUGGGGAUCUGAGUGUGGACUCUCUCUCUCCUGCCCAUACCAUGAGCUCUGUCACCUCGCCUGCAUCCCGAGAGGCCCUGUCACCUUACUCCAUACAAGAGGAUCUAUCCCAAUCUCCUCAGCCCUCUCCUGCUGUCUCUGUCUGCUCCGAGUCCAGUGGCUUCUCAGAGCCCCCCCUGGCCAAGAGGGCCCCCAAGAGGACCAAUCAGGCCACGCGAGUGAAGAGGCCUAUCCAGCUCACCCCCAAGGUGUCCAUCCAGCCCAGACCAGUUGUAACGGCUGUACCCCAGCAUGCCGCGGGCCCUCUCCAGACCAUCAUCAUCCAGCCCCUGCAGACCACCCUGGUGCCUCACCCCGCUGUGGUCAAACCUGCCCCUGUCAGCAUACGUCCAGCGCCACCUAUAGGUGGUCCGUUGGUGCUGUGCCAGCCGGCCCAGGUGCUGCAGAUCCACACUCCACAGGCAGUCACCGGGCACCUGGUUACCAUGCCAACACUGACCCAAGGGAGGCCCGCCCCCAUUGCAGUCACACUCCACAGCCCUGGCUCUGACGAAGAUUCGAAGGUGUCCCAGAGGCAGCAGAAGAUGAUAAAGAACAGGGAGUCAGCGUCUCAGUCCCGUAAGAAGAAGAAGGAGUACCUGCUGACGCUGGAGGUCCGUCUCCAGAUGGCGCUAUCUGAGAACCAGCUGCUCAAGAACGAGAACGGCACCCUGAAGAGACAGCUGGAGGGACUACUGUCAGAGAACACGGUUCUGAAGACCAGUGCUCCUAAGAGGCGGGCCAUUUGUCUCAUGGUUGUGCUGGUGUUCCUCAUGCUCAAUGUGGGACCAAUGAGUUUGUUUGAAGGUGGCCGUGGCUCUAAACUUCAGGCUGGCUCCAUGCACAGCGGCAGACAUCUGCUGGGCUUCUCCCAAGAGACAGUCACCCCGGUGGGCCCCGAAUCCCUCCAGACCACCCCUCCGACCCACAGUUCGGAGGACAAGGCUUUGAUGGUGGUGAAGAAGGAUCCUCUGUUCUUCGGACCUCCUCCUCCCUGUCUGCCGCCUGUCAACAGGACCAAAUGCCUGAGGUUGAACCAUGAGCUGCGAGGCUGGGUCCAUCGACAUGAGGUGGAGCGGACCAAGACCAGACGCAUGAGCAACAGCCAACACCGAGCAAACAGGACUAUCCCUAAAGAGAAUAAGAAGGCUGAGGUGUCCCAGGUCCUAACAGUCCAGUACACUGACUCCACAGAGAAGAGCCCAGGUAAUGAGCUGCAGGUGUACUUCGCUCCUCACCGCACCUACAACGACUUCUUUGACGAGAUCCAUCGCCGUGGAGACACCUUCUACGUGGUGUCUUUCCGCAGGGAUCACCUUUUACUUCCCGCUACCAGCCACAACAAAGGAAGUAGGCCCAAGAUGUCCGUGGUGUUACCAGCCAUGAACAUUAAUGAUCGUGUGAUCAAGGACAAGGAGUUUGAGGUGAUGAUGCAGAUUGACUGUGAGGUCACAGACACCAGGAUCCUCCACAUCAAGUCCUCCAGUAUCCCACCAUUCCUGCGUGUCAACCGCACCGACACCCUGUACCCGCCUUCACCUGCGGACAGCAAGGCCACGCCUCCUGUCCAGGUGCUCAUGGGUUCCGCGUAACCUCUAUCAACCAAUCGAAUUGACGCACAAACCCGUAACUCCCACCAACCAAUUGAACAGUGAAAUUGAAAAGAUGGAACAACAACAGGUCUGUUCUCCUUCACCAGUUUAACAGAUGGAACAACAACAGGUCUGUUCUCCUCCACCAGUUUAACAGAUGGAACAACAACAGGUCUGUUCUCCUCCACCAGUUUAACAGAUGGAACAACAACAGUCUGUUCUCCUCCACCAGUUUAACAGAUGGAACAACAACAGGUCUGUUCUCCUCCACCAGUUUAACAGAUGGAACAACAACAGGUCUGUUCUCCUUCAACAGUUUAACAGAUGGAACAACAACAGGUCUGUUCUCCUUCACCAGUUUAACAGAUGGAACAACAACAGGUCUGUUCUCCUCCACCAGUUUAACAGAUGGAACAACAACACGUCUGUUCUCCUUCACCAGUUUAACAGAUGGAACAACAACAGGUCACAUGUUUCUAUUUACCUUGUGUUCUUUUUUUAAUUUUCUACAGAUCUGAGAUAAUUUUUAAAUUAUUAUAUACUAAUGUAUUUGACUGAACUCUGGUAUCAGGUUUUCUCCCUUAUCCUUGAUGUGGAUUAUGCAAUACCAAGCUAGCGCAAAUGGUCAGUGUGAGUUAGCCAUUCUGUUUUCAGCUCUGAUAUCCGUCAUGGUUGUUGAAGGUUAAAGACCAGAGCCAGGCUCUGUGUGUGUCUGGACUGACCAGGACCAGGCUCUGUGUGUGUCUGGACUGACCAGGACCAGGCUCUGUGUGUGUAUGGACUGACCAGGACCAGGCUCUGUGUGUGUCUGGACUGAUUGACUGUGGCCCUACACUCCUCUUACCAGGGUAAUUGCUGAGCAACAGCAGGGGGCCAAGCAUUGAACCCUGAGUCACCCCAACAUAACACAAAUACUUUCACCCCAUGGCUGCCAUGUUGUUCUCUCCCUUUUCUCUUCGUCAGUCUCCAUCCCUCACAUCUCUUUUGUUUUCUUGAGGCUUUAUAUAGAAGUAUUUCAUGCUGAUUGAAGCUUUUAUCACCCUCGUCUGUGAUCCCAUUGAAAUGAUCACAGCAAUAGUGGCAAUACACUCAGGAAGUCAUUGCAACGUGUUAAAGCUGAAGCAGUCCAACCACUAAAAGUAUGGGUCACUGUUGUUUCUCUGUUUUUAGGUUUUGUUUUCCAUAUAGUGUAGCUACGAUGAAGAAUUCCUAUUGGAUGUUUGUUUUGUUUUUACUUCUGUUUGCACUGUGCUAAUAUACUUUGGGGAGUGUUAUACUCUACAGAAAAAUGUUAUUUGUUGAAGUGCUAUCCUCUGUUUUGAAUCGAGACCACAUCUGUACUGAAAUAUGGUGUUGGCUAUUUGAAGGUCAUUGUUUUUUAUAUAAGCCCCAGGACUUUCAAUUUCCAUGGACACAUAGGAAACAUACUUACACAUUGAUGAAUGGACGGUUAGCAGCUGAAAUAUCAGAUACGAGAUGAGACAUUAUCUCUAUGAAAUAUCAAUGUGUCACAGUCUUAAACGCUCGUCUUUGAAAAAUCCAACCGUUUUUUUUUUUUUAAGUCAUUGAGAUUCAACGGGUUGGCAAGGAGCAGCAACAUUUGUCAGACCUAAUCCUAGUGAGUUCAUGUUGACCCAUGUUAGUUGUCAUAGUGACCCGAGAUGUUAACCCGAACCCGUCUGUCCACUUGGCCUGAUUGCACUUUUAUUGAAGUGCACUUUAACAAACAUAAAUAUUUUCUGAUGGCGGAGGGUCCCUGUGCUCAGAAUAUGGAUGCACGUAUGACUAAGUCGUUUGGAUAAAAGCGUAUGUGUAUUAUAAUAUUUAGCUUACUGAAAAGAGCGUUUAAAAAAUAAAAUAAAAAUAAUUAGUUGCCACGGGAACGCUUUGUGAAAUGAUGGGGCGUAAUACGUUUUGUUUUAAACAUUAAAUAGUUUUGCACCAUUGCUAGGCAACCUGCUUGUCUCAAACGUCUAGAUCUUGAUUCACUCACUUCCCAACUGCAUUUGAUAACGUUAGAGUAGUUUUUAUUUGUAAUACUAUUGUGACUUGUUCAGUUUGGUGUAUCCAUGGUGUAUCCAUGGUGUAUCCAUGGUGUAUCCAUGGUGUAUCCAUGCUCGCUGUUCUCUGGCUGGGAGUCCUGAUUAUAAUAUCCUUUGUACGAUUGUUGUUUCAUUUCAGAAAGCAAUAGGAUGAUUUUUCUCCCCAAAAUAUUGUCGUUUAUAAGCGUUUUGUUUGAACGAGUGUUCUGAUUAGCGCAACAGCAUUUCAACCUUUUAAAUGUGACCCUCUAUCCACUCAUGUCUGUGUGUGUAUGACACCAGCAGUUAUAUUGUGCAUUUAUUUGCUUGAAAAACACGUUUUAUUCAGAGUAAUUUCAUUUUGACUAUGUACCCAUGAUUAUUCAGGGAGCUGAGAGGGAAAUUAUGACAGUUUCCACCUGAUGAAGAUUUUUGUAUAAUAUUGCUAAAUGCAAAUAAAUAAAACACUGGAUGAAA